UUUUUUGUUGACUGCCAGUAAGGCUUCAAUUCAUGGCAAACAAAGAUCCAUAUAGGUGUUGCUAAUCUUACAGAAUUUACCCGAGUGUUUGUGACAGCAGUUUCUUUUUGUCUUCCGUCUCAACUAAUCAAAGAUCAGGAUGGCUGGGACUGUGUAUUUGAAAACCAAUCGGUUUGAGGUUAAACUAGAAGGCAUUACUUUCAAAGCACAAGACUUUGAAUCUCUAUGCACAAUGGAUUUUCUUUUCCCAGAGUGCAAGAUCUGGCUUCGACCACCUGUUGUUGGCCUUGAUGUUAUGCGCCACCCUCGUGACCCAAAUAUCAUGCUGGUGCUCUUGUGCUUUGGAGCAGGUUGUGUGAUCCUCAGGUUUCAUUCUGGGGAUUCAUUACCUGAUCGAAUUUUCAAAUUUCUUACCGAUAACAGAAUUCGCUUUGUGGGUUUUGGAAUCCCGGAGAAGAAAGAUAUGUUCCCAUUUCAAGAGUUGGGAUUGACAAAAACCAAAGUUGACAUUGGUUAUUUGGCUGCAAAGCAUCUUAAUGAUCCCAAAUUUAAAAGAUGUGAGCUAGCAGAGCUGGCGCGGAAGGUUCUUGGGAUCAAAAGAAUGGUUGGACUUACAGAGGCAUCGUCUUUCGAGAGACAUGAACAAAUCAAAUGUGCAAUUUGCCAACUUUUCAUAUCGAAUGUGAUUGCCAUGGCGCUUUUGGGCCAAGAUAACAAGAAAAGAACAGAGGAUUCUCCUAAGAAAAGCUCCUUCCUGAAGAAUUUGAAUUCUCUGGCAUUGUUGAAUGAAGGAUGGUUGAAAUUAUCCAAGAAAACAUUGCUGAGUGAAGGAUGGUUCAAAUUACACAAAGCCAAGAAAGACAAUGAUAAGGAUCAAUCUAUUGAAAGCGGCUAUGGUGUUUGUGUUCACGUCAAUGGUGAAGAAGAUGCAAUGGUUAUCAAUGAUAUAUUUCAUACCAGAGGCAAUGGGAAUACAACUCCAAGUGAUGAUUCAAGCAAAGAAGCGGUUUCUUCGAUGAAAAUGCCCAUGAAAGGAAUCCUGAAAUCUCCAGCAACAGAAUUCCAAGGUUGUAAUCUCUCUCCUCCCAAUCUUUGUUCCCCUCCAUCCAAAUCUAAGGUGCAGCAAACUGCUACAGGUCCAUAUUUGAAAAGAGCCAACUCCAAGGGGCACAAUGUAUCAUUCAAAUACUGAUACGAAUUGGUCCUGUUUAGCUUAGCAAUUUGAGCAAUUUGUCUUGCAGUGUUUAUUUGAUUCAUGUAAGUUGUAAUUAUUAUCCACUCAGUUUUUUUUCUUUAUUUGAUAUGUAAAAUUUGGUUACCUUUUUUAUUUCCUCCCCUUUUUUUUAUCAACAUUUCAAUUGG
This is a messenger RNA of Ilex paraguariensis (yerba mate), 1362 nucleotides long. The record is from the annotation of a GenBank genome assembly. Lineage: Eukaryota; Viridiplantae; Streptophyta; Magnoliopsida; Aquifoliales; Aquifoliaceae.